Messenger RNA from Nothoprocta perdicaria, 1699 nucleotides. It is a transcript of the gene FAM199X, whose product is annotated as family with sequence similarity 199, X-linked. The record is from RefSeq and is a predicted model, not a curated record. The coding region runs from base 58 to 1200 and encodes 380 amino acids. NCBI's taxonomy places the organism in Eukaryota, Metazoa, Chordata, Aves, Tinamiformes, Tinamidae. The transcript has 6 exons.
AGCAGGCUCCGCGCUUCGCCCGCCGUGCUUUUAAGUGGGGCCACCCUGCGCGCCGCCAUGACGGAGGAGCUCUACGAGAAGUUCCUGGCGCCCGACGAGCCGUGCCCGCCGCUCUCGCAGCAGCCGGCGGCGCGCGGCGGCGGCAGCCUCAGCGAGGAGGGCUGCCUGGACGUCAGCGACUUCGGCUGCCAGCUCUCGUCGUGCCACCGCACCGACCCGCUGCGCCGCUUCCACUCCAACAGGUGGAACUUGACUUCUUGUGGAACUAGCGUAGCCAGCUCAGAGUGCAGCGAGGAGCUGUUCUCAUCAGUUUCGGUUGGUGAUCAAGAUGACUGCUUCUCCUUGCUCGAUGACCAGGAAUUCACCUCUUUUGAUCUGUUCCCUGAGGGCAGUGUCUGUAGCGAUGUCUCCUCCUCUAUCAGCACAUACUGGGACUGGUCAGACAGCGAGUUUGAAUGGCAGUUGCCUGGCAGCGACAUUGCAAGUGGGAGUGAUGUACUUUCUGAUGUUAUACCUAGUAUUCCGAGCUCUCCGUGUCUGCUUCCAAAAAAGAAAAACAAGCAUAGGAAUCUCGAUGAACUUCCAUGGAGUGCAAUGACAAAUGAUGAACAGGUUGAAUAUAUUGAGUACUUAAGCCGUAAAGUCAGUACAGAGAUGGGCCUUCGAGAGCAACUUGACAUUAUUAAAAUUAUUGAUCCUACUGCUCAGAUAUCACCUACAGAUAGUGAAUUUAUUAUUGAAUUGAACUGUCUCACCGAUGAAAAGCUGAAACAGGUGAGAAACUAUAUCAAGGAACAUGGACCGCGACAACGAUCUGCCAGGGAAGGCUGGAAGAGGAGUAGCUACAGCUGUGCAAGCACCAGYGGCGUGAGCGGUGCCAGCAGCAGCAGCGCGAGCAUGGUCAGCUCUGCAAGCAGCAGUGGUUCUAGUGUUGGCAACUCUGCUUCAAACUCGAGUGCCAACAUGAGUCGAGCCCACAGUGAUAGUAACUUGUCCACAAGUGCUGCAGAAAGAAUCCGGGAUUCAAAAAAACGUUCUAAGCAGCGGAAACUACAGCAAAAGGCUUUACGCAAGAGACAGCUGAAAGAACAAAGACAGGCUCGUAAGGAAAGACUGAGUGGAUUAUUCCUUAAUGAAGAAGUGCUAUCUUUAAAAGUGACUGAGGAGGACCAUGAAGGAGAUGUGGAUGUUUUAAUGUGACAGGGGUGAAUUUAUCAGUGUUCUUUCUAAGCCUUAAAUGUAUUAUCCUUAUUGUUUACAUKUAUUUYUUGACCAAAUUUUGAUUAGCGUUAACAAUAUAAACCAGAUCCUUUCUCAACUGUAACUUUGGUAAGACGUUUAGGUAUUGAGUAACUUGAACUUUUUGAGGCUAAUUUUGCAACAGAAAUUUCAGAAACUUCAUUGACUUCUUAAAAGCUGCUGAGUAGUUACUGUUUUAAGGAGAAGUUAAUUUGGCUAAUGUGUUGUUUACCUAAACAAAUCAGUCUAAUGAUGCUUUUGGAUGACACUAAGCAUGCUGUAGUCUGCUUCAGUGCUUCAGCUCUUUAUUUUUUAUUUUUUUCGUUAGUUAAUGUUACUCCUGGCUAUUCUCUUUCUUCCUUCUCUGUUAUUGGGAAGGCUGUUUAGCAUGAAAAACAAGUCUUUWAUUAUAUAGAGUUUUCUUUAAUCUUGCUCUUGGAUCAUACAAAAUCAAAAUACU